Humulus lupulus (European hop) is the source of this 1525-nucleotide messenger RNA. RefSeq lists its product as uncharacterized. The transcript is spliced from 5 exons. Gene Ontology annotation, cellular component: nucleus. The coding region runs from base 569 to 1525 and encodes 318 amino acids. Gene Ontology annotation, molecular function: deSUMOylase activity. The record is from RefSeq and is a predicted model, not a curated record. Gene Ontology annotation, biological process: protein desumoylation. Lineage: Eukaryota; Viridiplantae; Streptophyta; Magnoliopsida; Rosales; Cannabaceae.
CACAAUUUAUGGUUAUGCCAUUGCUCUGCAAUAUUGGGCCUAUGAAAUUUUCACAAAGUUCUCUGCAUUUGCUGAUCAACAACCCCUGGCCUUUCCAAGAAUGCUUAGCUGGUCAGCGCAUAAAAUGCUGAAAGAGAAAGAUAUUGAAGGUGUAUUUAAGAAAAAAAGUAAUCUUGUGAAGGCCACGCUCAAUCCAAGACCCGAAGAGAAAGAAUUUCAUGACUCUAUUAUUCAAGGACCAGAUGAACUACUCAUGGGACGUGUUAUUAGCUUUGUAGACGAUGAUGUGGAAUUGGAGUUUGAAAGGGAAGAACGUGAGGAAUCUCCCACAAAGCCCGAUGUAGCAGAUGGGCAUCGUCACGAGCAAGACAAGAAAGAGAUACCAACUCCAAUUAACACCCACCAUGAAAAGUUGUUAGCUGAUAUUGACACUUUGAAAAGUAACCAACAAAGAAUGGAGGAGAAGUUGGAUUAUCUAAUUGAAUUAGUGCUCUCGUAACGUAAAGGUAGUGAUUCUGAGGAUUCAUUAUCAGAUGAGCAUCUUGCUUCACCACACCAUACAUUUAUUAUGGAGCACGUUGUUGGAGAAGAUAGCCCUAGCUGUAAGGUGGUAUCUCCUGGAGAUAUGGCUGGGGUGGAAUUCAAGAGAAGGAGGGUUCCAACGAAAAGAAUUUUUGGUUCCGAGUUUACUGAUCCAACUAAGAAGAAAAAGAAAGCAAAGACAAUUGUAACUGAUCCUUGUGAAAUUAAUCCCCUACAGCCAUAUGACGAAAAGCAAAUGAGACGUUUUAAGAAAUGGGUAAUUGGUUUAAAAAAGAAUGAUAAGCCUAUUUCUCUCUUGGCUGGUUCGUGCACUGCGAAAUGGUUUAUUCAGCUACUUACACCACGUACAUGGCUGGACGGACUGCACAUUGAUGCAGCUUUAGGGUUGAUGAAAGAACGAGUGUACACUUACAAGAAGACUUACUCCGAAAGAUUCACCAUCGUGGAUUCUAUGUUCCAACAGUUCUUCGAACCACAUUGGGAACAAUUCAACAAGAAGAAAAUCAAAUCAAGCUACAUUUGGCCACAAGAAGUGCUUGAUUACUUGGUAGGUGAUGAUAACAAUUUCAAAAGGAGUUGGAAAGACAUUGAUGAAGUGUUUACCCCAAUUAAUUUUUCUGGGACACAUUGGGUGUUGUUAGAGAUAUCAUUGACAAGCUGUCUUAUAAAAGCUUAUGACUCUGAUAUCACUGUGGUCUCCAACAAGGAGUUUGAGAAUAAAAUGAGCAGAUGGGGAAAAAUGCUACCAUUUCUAAUUCAAUCCAGUGGGCUGUUAAGCCAUAGGAAAGAUGUCCAACUACAAGCACAGAAAGUGCGUUUUGAGUUCACAAGACUUGGCACAGAAAAAGUGCCACAGACCAAAACUAGUGGCAAUUGUGGGGUAUAUGUCAUCAAACAUCUAGAGUACUUGCUAGCCAAAAAACCGCUAUCCGAAGUGAAUGACGACAACAUGGAUUUCUUUAGAAAAAAGACUUGUGUGUGA